GAGAGGCCGCCACGGCUGGGAAGGGGCCGCCGGCGGCCAAUGCGCAAUUGGCUGGUGCUUCUGUGCCCGUGUGCGGUCGGGGUCGUGCUGCACCUCUGGCUGCUGCUGCUCAGCUGCCCGGCCGGCGGCCCCGGGAAGCAGCACCCGGCAGGUCUACUGGCUUUCUUUCCUCACUGGAAACCGAAGCAUUAUGAUGUCGUUGUAGGGGUACUGUCUGCAAGACACAAUGAAGAGUUGCGUAACGUUAUAAGAAGCACUUGGUUCAGGCAUUUGAAGCAACAUCCAGGAUUAAAUCAACGUGUCCUUGUGAAGUUCAUAAUUGGUUCACGUGGAUGUGAUGUGCCAGUGGAAGAUCGAGAAGAUCCUUAUUCAUGCAAACUUCUGAAUAUCACCAACCCAGUCUUGAAUCAAGAAAUUGAAGCAUUCACUUUGCCAGAGGAUGAUACUUCGGUGCUUUCGGAAGACAAAAUUGUCAGUGUUCAUUUCAAAGUCCUUUACCCGAUAGUUAUCACAAGUCUUGGGGUUUUCUACGAUGCUAAGGAUAUAGGAUUCCAGAGAAACAUCACAGUGAAACUGUACCAGGCAGAACAGGAGGAGGCACUCUUCAGUGCUCGUUUUAGUCCUCCUAGUUGUGGAGUACAAGUGAACAGACUUUGGUACAAGCCUGUAGAACAGUUCAUUCUGCCUGAGAGUUUUGAAGGCACUAUUGUGUGGGAAAGCCAGGAUCUUCAAGGCCUCGUGUCUAGAAAUCUUCAUAAAGUGAUGGUGAAUGAUGGCGGAGGUGUUUUCAGAAUCACUACGGCAGGGGAAGGAUCAUUGCCACAUGAAUUUACACAAGGUGUGGAGGGGAUCACAGGUGGUUUUAUUUACACAAUUCAAGAAGGGGAGGCCCUUCUACAAAGCUUGCAGAGUCGCCCUGAAAGGAUUGUGCAUCAUGUAAAUAAGCUUGAAGAGGAAGAUGCCUUAUUGAAGGACGAAAGCAGCGCGUACGAUGAUAUUGUUUUCGUUGACGUUGUUGACACAUACAGAAAUGUUCCAGCUAAAUUAUUAAACUUCUAUCGAUGGACAGUAGAAUCAGCAAGCUUCAACGUGUUGCUGAAAACAGAUGAUGACUGCUACAUAGAUUUAGAGGCUGUGUUCAACAGAAUAAAGCUUAAAAACUUGGGCAGACCAAAUACUUGGUGGGGAAAUUUCAGGUUAAAUUGGGCAGUUGAUCGGACAGGGAAGUGGCAAGAACUGGAGUAUCCAAGCCCUGCAUACCCAGCCUUUGCUUGUGGGUCUGGUUAUGUUAUCUCCAAAGACAUUGUAGAAUGGCUUGCAAGCAAUUCAGAGAGACUAAAGAUAUAUCAGGGGGAAGAUGUGAGUAUGGGUAUUUGGAUGGCAGCAAUUGGGCCGAAACGAUAUCAGGACAAUUUGUGGUUAUGUGAGAAGACAUGUGAGAGUGGUAUGCUAUCAUCUCCUCAGUAUUCUCCCCAGGAACUUACAGAUCUAUGGAGAAUAAAAGAACUUUGUGGAGAUCCCUGUAAAUGUGAAGACAGUUGAAGACUUGACAAAACAGCAACAGCUUCAUCUGAACAGUGUCUAACAGUACAGAAGUUUUCAGUUAUGCGAUAGGGGAAAUCUCAUAAGGCCGCUUCUCACAGAG
Molecule: messenger RNA, 1645 nt
Organism: Euleptes europaea (tarantolino)
Lineage: Eukaryota; Metazoa; Chordata; Lepidosauria; Squamata; Sphaerodactylidae
Gene: B3GALNT2
Product: beta-1,3-N-acetylgalactosaminyltransferase 2
Exons: 12
Coding region: 40-1542 (500 amino acids)
Cellular component (GO): membrane
Molecular function (GO): hexosyltransferase activity
Source: RefSeq, a predicted model, not a curated record